This is a messenger RNA of Trichosurus vulpecula (common brushtail), 1201 nucleotides long. RefSeq names its product beta-2-microglobulin (gene B2M). Gene Ontology annotation, biological process: peptide antigen assembly with MHC class II protein complex; immunoglobulin production involved in immunoglobulin-mediated immune response; antigen processing and presentation of exogenous peptide antigen via MHC class II. Gene Ontology annotation, cellular component: MHC class II protein complex. Bases 45 to 413 code for a protein of 122 amino acids. The record is from RefSeq and is a predicted model, not a curated record. The transcript is spliced from 4 exons. NCBI's taxonomy places the organism in Eukaryota, Metazoa, Chordata, Mammalia, Diprotodontia, Phalangeridae. Gene Ontology annotation, molecular function: MHC class II protein complex binding.
AAGACAAACUCUCGUUCACUUUGCGCGCAGCUACUGUUCCGACGAUGAUGGCUCGCAUCUUCAUCCUUGCCCUCCUGGGGCAAUUAUGCUUCCUUCCCUACUUGGAUGCUAUCACAAGCUCUCCCAAGGUUCAGGUUUAUUCCCGCCACCCAGUGGACAGUAACAAAGAAAACUUCGUCAACUGCUUUGUGUCUGGAUUCCACCCACCCCAGAUUACCAUUGAAUUAUCAAAGGAUGGGGAAAAGAUUCCCAAAGUAGAGGAAUCUGACCUGUCCUUCAGCAACGAUUGGACUUUCAAUCGCCUCGUCUCCGCUCCUUUCGAUCCAAACUCUAGAAGUGAAUACACUUGCAAAGUUACCCAUUCAACCCUCCAGGAGCCCAAAGUGGUUAAAUGGGACCCAGAAAACAACUAACGUGCAGUAUGGAGGGUCAGCUGUUGACCUUGGACGUUUGGAGGCUUCAAGACAUCUGGCCUGAAAUAGAAGGAUGUUAAAUAUCCCUAUAUUUUCAUGAAAUUACAUUGAAGUGGAGUUUGGCUUUAAUUUAGCUAAAUUUAAUUUGAGUAGGUAUAGAACUGCUAACAGUCUUCUUUUAAGUUUCACUUUGAUUAUUUACCUUCUAUGCAUGUAUCAUUUGAUAUGAUAUUUAGACAUUGUAAGAAAUGUGCAGCUUUGAGAGAGAGGAGAAACAAAUCCUGGGAGAACUCAGUAUUUGUUCCCUUUAUAAGUCCUGAGUUACUCAGUUAUUUCUUCAUGCAGAAUUUAAUUCGCUACAUUUUAUUCUAUAAACUCAUUGAUGCUCAGAAUUUCAAACUCUUAACUCCUUCUAUAUUUAGAAUUUUAGAGGAUAAUUUGAAUAUAAUGUUAUCAGUAUCAUUGGGGGCUUUUUAACCAAUAAUUGAGCACAACCUUUGCUCCUAGUGUAACUGCCAGAUUCCAGCUCAAUCAGUAACCUAACAAGCAUUUAGUAAGGACCUGAGGUCCGAAAUGUCCAGAACAUUCAGUAUGUGAACAUCUCUCUGGGAGUCCUGAACCUUUCCUCUGUCAAAAAGUCAGUUUCAAAAAAAAAGCAUACUGGUAGCAAUUUUUGUAUUAAUUGUUAAACUGAAAUCUGAAUCUAAAAAGGAAAGCCCCAAAAUGUGCUUAUCUAAAUUUUGCUGUUGAAAAGCAUGUUUUACUGAAUAAAACAAUUGUGAAACUGA